AACACAUACACACAGCUGAAGGACACAGAGGACAGAAAGGAGCAACUGCGUAAUAGAGGGUGUAUACAUGUGUAGGCUGUAGAUCUAAGAAGGGGAAGAAGUAGCAGGUCCCAACAUGGCAGAGGCUCACCAAGCGGUAGCCUUUCAGUUCACUGUUACUCCCGAUGGAAUUGAUCUUCAAUUGGGUCGCGAUGCUCUGCGACAUCUGUACCUCACUGGACUGGUAGAAAUAAGAAAACGUCUAAUCAGACUCAAGAGUUCCGUGUUAAGUGGUGUGUAUCCUGCCAGCCCGUCCACGUGGUUUGCUGUGGUGGCCGUUACUCUUGGGUCCCUAUACGGAAAAGUGGAUCUGUCUGUUGGACUCAUUGCCAAAAUCACAAAUGUUCUCCCAGGAAAAUCUGCACUAUCACCCGUGUCCCGCACUGUCCUUAGUGCUGUUCUCUUCUCAUCGGGAGUUUGGAUCUCUGGUAUUCUUUUCUAUCGUCAAACUCUGCGCAUUCUUCUUUCAUAUCAUGGGUGGAUGUUUGAGCCACGAGGGAAAACGAGUAUAAAAACGAAAGCAUGGGCAGGUUGCAUGAAGAUCAUGUCCAAGAGGCAGCCAAUGCUCUACAGUUUCCAAAUGUCUCUUCCAAAGCUUCCAGUGCCACCCCUUGAGGACACGAUAGAGAGGUACCUACAGUCUGUACAGCCUUUGCUUGACGAGGAAAAGUUCAAUCGAAUGAAGGUAUUGGCUGAGGAAUUCAAGAGUGAUCUGGGACGCAAAUUACAGAAAUAUCUACACCUCAAGUCCUGGUGGUCAUCAAAUUAUGUUAGUGACUGGUGGGAGGAAUAUAUCUACCUUCGAAGUCGGAGCCCGAUUAUGGUAAACAGCAACUACUAUGCAAUGGAUUUCCUAAAUAUAAUCCCAACUUCCAAACAGGCUGCAAGGGCAGGAAAUGCUAUCCAUUCAAUGUUGCUCUACCGUCGAAAAUUAGAGAGAGGGUUGAUACCUCCGGUCAUGGCUCUUGGUAUUGUCCCCAUGUGCUCCUAUCAGAUGGAGAGAAUGUUUAAUACUACGAGAAUUCCAGGGUCAGAAACUGAUCGCCUCCAGCACCUGGUUGAGAGUCGCCAUGUGUGUGUGUACCACAAAGGACGCUUUUACAGACUGUGUCUGUAUGAAGAUGGUGACUUACUCAGUCCGCGUGCACUCCAGCGGCAGAUUCAGCGUAUACUUGAUGACCCUAGCCCACCCCAGAUUGGAGAGGAAAAGCUGGCAGCACUGACAGCAGGGGACAGGGUAACUUGGGCCAAAGCACGCACUAACUUCUUCUCUCAUGGAAUGAACCGGGUGUCUCUGAGUUGUGUGGAACGUGGUAUCUUCUUUGUAAGUCUGGACACAGAAGAAGGAGGACAUAGGGACAGCGAUAAGGAUUCUCUAAGUGUCUAUGCCAAAUCCCUGUUACAUGGAAAUUGCUACAACAGGUGGUUUGAUAAGUCCUUCACUUUGGUUGUGUACAGAAAUGGGAAAUUGGGUCUGAAUGCUGAGCAUUCCUGGGCUGAUGCACCUAUCGUUGGACAUUUAUGGGAGUUCAUGUUGGCCACUGACUGUUUUGAGCUGGGAUACACUGAGAAAGGGGAUUGCCAUGGUGAUCCUGGCUUGGACCUUCCCGCUCCAUACAGACUAUUGUGGGAUAUUCCACCAAUGUGCCGUGAAGUCAUUGAACAGUCUUACCUGACAGCCAAGACGUUAGCAGACGACGUGGAUUUUGUCUGCGUCCGUUUCACAGACUUUGGAAAAGGUCUGAUCAAAAAAUGCCGGAGUAGUCCUGAUGCUUUCUUCCAGAUAGCACUUCAGCUGGCUCAUUACAGGGAAAAGGGUCACUUCUGCCUCACGUAUGAGGCAUCCAUGACACGUUUGUUCCGUGAAGGCCGCACAGAGACUGUGAGAGCAUGUACCAAGCAGUCCUGUGACUUUGUGAAAGCAAUGUUGGAUCCUAACGAAACCAAGAAAAAUCGUUCGGUUCUGUAUCGUAAUGCCGCUGACCAUCACCAGCUCAUGUACCGUUUGGCUAUGACAGGAAAGGGGAUUGACCGCCAUCUCUUCUGUCUAUACAUUGUAUCAAAGUAUCUAGGAACCGAUUCUCCCUUUCUUCAGCAGGUACUUUCUGAACCCUGGCGUCUCUCUACGUCACAGACUCCACAGCAGCAGUUAAAGCUAUUUGAUUUGGAGAAGUUUCCAGAUCAUGUCUCCGCAGGUGGUGGCUUUGGACCAGUAGCUGAUGAUGGUUAUGGUGUUUCUUACAUCUUUGCAGGAGAAAAUCUCAUCACACUUCAUAUUUCCAGCAAGAUGUCCAGUCCAGAAACGAAUUCUCACCGUUUUGGGCAACGAAUCUGCCAGUCCAUGCGUGAUUUGGCCCAGCUUCUUACUGACCCUCUUCGGGGCUGACGUUCCUUCCCACUUACUGCUGGGAGAUCAUAUGAUUCAUCACACGACAUUUUACUUUCUGUGCACUCAAAGCGUGAUAUACUUGUCAUACACUGUAAUCAUAAAUGUUUAUUGUCUACUGAAUGAUGGCAAUGGGAUCCUUUUGACAAACAAUGACAUAGGAAAACCACCCA
Pelobates fuscus (common spadefoot toad) is the source of this 2598-nucleotide messenger RNA. RefSeq names its product carnitine palmitoyltransferase 1B (gene CPT1B). Gene Ontology annotation, cellular component: mitochondrion. The record is from RefSeq and is a predicted model, not a curated record. Gene Ontology annotation, biological process: long-chain fatty acid transport; carnitine metabolic process; fatty acid metabolic process. The transcript is spliced from 19 exons. The coding region runs from base 116 to 2425 and encodes 769 amino acids. Gene Ontology annotation, molecular function: carnitine O-palmitoyltransferase activity. Lineage: Eukaryota; Metazoa; Chordata; Amphibia; Anura; Pelobatidae.